This is a messenger RNA of Xenopus laevis (African clawed frog), 1996 nucleotides long. RefSeq names its product GDP-mannose pyrophosphorylase B S homeolog (gene gmppb.S). The record is from RefSeq and is a predicted model, not a curated record. Gene Ontology annotation, molecular function: mannose-1-phosphate guanylyltransferase (GTP) activity; GTP binding; transferase activity. Gene Ontology annotation, biological process: GDP-mannose biosynthetic process. Bases 328 to 1410 code for a protein of 360 amino acids. The transcript has 10 exons. Lineage: Eukaryota; Metazoa; Chordata; Amphibia; Anura; Pipidae.
UUCCCGUUGCCUAGGUGAAAGCAGCUAUUAAUGUCAUAGUUAGAGGAUGCGCUUAGUGGUUUCCUUGGUAACGGGAACGCUGCAGAUAAUUAGACGAUGUCUGAACCGAACUGGAGUCCAGGUUAUCAAUGUUAGUAAUGUUUAAGAUAGCAGCCGUCACGGUUCGGGUAAUAGACAUGAACUAUCUGCUGAGCAGCGGCUCACUGGGCUGAAGCGGAAGUGGCUUUGUUGUAGCCCCGCCUCCCGACCCGGGACGAAACCACGCCUUCAGUUUGAAUGGUACUGAAGUGGAAGAAGUCUGCUGACGAGUGGAUCGGAUAGGCCAAUAUGAAAGCACUAAUUCUCGUUGGUGGAUAUGGAACCAGGCUGCGGCCUUUAACACUGAGUGUGCCAAAGCCAUUAGUAGACUUCUGUAACAAACCCAUCCUCCUGCACCAAGUGGAGGCCCUGGUAAAGGCUGGAGUCACACAUGUGAUCCUUGCUGUCAGCUACAUGUCAGACAUGUUAGAAAAGGAAAUGAAGGAACAGGAAAAGAGGCUUGGUAUCCGAAUCUCAAUGUCCCAUGAAAAGGAGCCUUUGGGUACAGCUGGUCCUUUAGCCCUGGCAAGGGAACUACUGACAGAAAACUCGGAACCAUUCUUUGUCCUUAACAGUGAUGUCAUUUGUGACUUUCCUUUCGAGGAUAUGGUGAGAUUCCAUAAACACCACGGGAAAGAAGGAACCAUCGUGGUAACAAAGGUAGAGGAACCUUCAAAAUAUGGAGUUGUUAUAUAUGAAGCAGAAUCAGGGCGAAUCCAACGCUUUGUGGAGAAGCCACAGGUGUUUGUGUCCAACAAGAUCAACUCAGGACUGUACAUCUUCUCCCCGGCUGUGCUGGAUCGUAUUCAGCUACGCCCAACCUCCAUAGAAAAGGAGAUUUUCCCUGUUAUGGCUCAGGAGGGGCAGUUAUUUGCAUUGGAGCUGCAAGGGUUCUGGAUGGACAUUGGUCAGCCUAAAGACUUCCUGACCGGCAUGUGUAUGUACCUCCAGUCUGUCAGACACAAGCACCCAGAGCGGCUUCAUGUUGGACCUGGAUUCACUGGGAAUGUUCUGGUGGAUCCCACAGCGAAGAUUGGUCAGAACUGCAGCAUUGGCCCUAAUGUGACUAUUGGCCCUGGCGUGACUGUAGAGGACGGAGUGCGGAUCAAGCGCUGCUCUAUCAUGAAAGGCUCCAGGCUGCACUCCCAUUCCUGGCUUCAGUCCUCCAUUGUUGGUUGGAGCUCAUCAGUAGGACAGUGGGUGCGCAUGGAGAAUGUGACUGUGCUGGGGGAAGACGUCAUUGUUAAUGAUGAACUUUACCUAAAUGGAGCCAACGUCCUGCCACACAAGUGCAUCUCUGAGUCUGUGCCAGAACCACGGAUAAUCAUGUAGAACUACAAGACUCUUGCUCAGACAACACAUCCCUCUAUUAUGAUUGGGGACUAUGAACAGUAAUCUGUGCUGUCCAGCAACAAGGGGGUUUUGCUCAAUUGUACAGAGAGGAGCAGAGAAAUAAAGAAGAGUACAAUCUCAGGAUAUGAUAUCCUCUACAGUCAUGGGUAUACAGGCUGGCACGGUGCUAAAAAAAAAAAAAAGAAGUUUGGCUAUGGAGAAGUGUAUGAUAGCCGUGCCUUUGUUCCUUGGUGAGACAAUUCACUGGGAAUCAGCCUGUAGAUAUUUUAUUCUAUAAGGAGAAGCCUUCACAGGGGCACCAGAUACACAAAGGAGCAGCUCACACUGGGCCCAUCUCUCCAAGCUGCAGGGAGGGCUUAUAACACAGGCUAUUCUCAAAUAAUAGUGACGUCAAUAUUAGGGAUAGUAUGUCACUCCCAUGUCUCUAUACUGCCUGUGCUUAUCGAAAGGAAGCAGCGUUUUUAAGAAUCAGUUUUCUGCUACGGAGUGUCAGAUGAAUUUAAUAUGAGAACUCUACCGUGUCAUUUGUGUUUUCCAACUUCUUAUAAAGGAAAGAUAUUUUUAA